Messenger RNA from Carassius carassius (crucian carp), 1687 nucleotides. RefSeq names its product tripartite motif containing 105 (gene trim105). Gene Ontology annotation, molecular function: metal ion binding; protein binding. The transcript is spliced from 7 exons. The record is from RefSeq and is a predicted model, not a curated record. Lineage: Eukaryota; Metazoa; Chordata; Actinopteri; Cypriniformes; Cyprinidae. The coding region runs from base 179 to 1453 and encodes 424 amino acids.
CUGAGCUGAAUAAGAGCCAUAAUAAAAGUAAACCGAAAGCACUUUCACACACUGAAGAACUCGUAGUGUGAACUGACAGGAAUAGAGAUUCCCAGUCUCUCAGAGUCUGGGACUGCACGGAAAACCAAACCAAAGCAGAAAGGAAGCAGAAGUGAAACAAACAGUAAAUCUGCUCCAUAUGGCGACCAACAAGAGUAAGAUGAGUCUCAGAGAAGAUCUGACAUGUGCCAUCUGCUAUGAGCUCUUCAAAGACCCAGUGAUGCUGGGCUGCAUGCAUCACUUCUGCAGGACAUGCAUCGUCUCAUACUGGAAGACGGUCAGGGGUCCUGUGUCCUGUCCUCAGUGCAGGCAAGAGUUUCCCAACAAAUGCUUCCAAACCAACUACUUAGUAGCUGGCCUUGUGGAGAAGGUCAGGGCCAGCUCCACAUCUGCAUCUGUCAAGUAUCUGGAGAAACAAUUAAAGGAAUGUCUAGAAUCCCAGUUCUCCAUGAAAGAUGCCUACGUCAAUAUGAUCCGUGAGGACAAAGACAAGAUGGAGAAAAUAAAAAAAAUGGGAUCUGAGCUGCAGGGUCGAGUGCACAGUGACUUCCAGGCUCUGCAUCACUUCCUGCGGCUGGAGGAGGAAGCCAUGUUGGAGCAGUUGAAGAGUGAACAAGAGGAAAUGCUGCAGAGGCUGGAGCGACAUCUGGAGGCCCUACAGGUGGCAAUCAGUGACGUGGAGCAGAACAUCAACAUGCUACGACAGACUGCCAGCAGCACAGACCAAUCUGUUCUUGUAGAGCUUCCAGAAUUGAACUACAAAUCGCCAAUGCAAGAGCUGAAUAUCAACCUGAAUACUUUCAGAAGCAAACACAUUGCUCCUCUACAAUACACUAUGUGGCGAAAAAUGUUUCAACAUUUGAAUCCAGGCCCAGCACCAUUGAUAUUUGAUGAAGACACAGCUCAUCCAAGUCUACAGCUUUCCAGGAACAAAACCCAAGUCAUUGAGAGCGACAAAAUGACCAGUUACUUGUGUGAUGCCAAACGCUUCCUUCAGUGUGUUAACAUUCUUGCAACAGAAGGCUUCCAGUCAGGCAGGCAUUACUGGGAGGUGGAUGUAAGUAACAAUCCCAAAUGGGACCUGGGUGUUGCUCUGGAAUCAGUGAAUCGUCAGGUCAGAGUCAAGCUGUGCCCUGAGAAUGGGUACUGGACCCUCCGGCUGCGCAAUGAUAGCCAGUACUCGGCCGGCACGCAGCCCUGGACACCCCUGAAUGUGAUGACCCCACCUAGCAGGAUUGGGGUUUUCCUGGACUGUGAGGAAAGGAAAGUGUCUUUUUAUAAUGCAGAUAACAUGACGCUGCUGUAUUUCUUCUCCAGCGGGCCAAGAGGAAAAGCAUUCCCCUUUUUUAGCACGUGUCUCAGGGAACCCAGUCAGAAAGCCCAAGCCAUCCGCAUCCUCCACUUCCCCUUUUAGUGUCCAUCAGAGAUGUAAAACAAAGCCUGUAGACACUCUAGUAACCUGAGCUGUGUUCAUGAGUCUGUACUUGCAUGAGGUUUUCAAUAUUUCACAUUUGGCGUAACUUUUGAUACAUUAAAGCCAUGCAGCCCUCAAAAUGCUCAUCAGUUCUAAUGAGGUGAAUUUAUUUUGUUUGUAUUUCGUCAAACAGACAAAAGGGAUCACACAAAAUUCUUAAUUAAUUUUUGUACC